UUACUUAAAAAAAGUUAAUUGUCAGAAAAACCAUUAUCGUGUUUGCAAAAAAGAGAACGAGGAUAAUCAAUAAGAAUGAAAAAUAAAAAAUACGAAAAGCUAAAGGUCGGUCUAUUAUUGAAGAAGGGGCAGCAAUCUCGUCACCUUAACCAAAAUAAGAUUUUCAUAUUUGUACACUAACGGUUCACGCUCUCGCUCAGCCGCGAUCCUCCACGCCGGGAAUCCCAACGGCCGACAAUUCAAAAUCAAAGAGCAGAACAUGCGCAAAUCAACUGCUUAAAAAUCAAUCGUGAUAAAUACAUAAAUUCAAAGCAGAAGAAGAAUGGGAAGACCAAAGGGAGAAGCUACAAGAAGCAAGUCUCGCACCUCUAGCAGCAGUUUGGCUGCUUCGCUAGUGCCGUUAGGUGCUACUGCCGUAGAUUUCGGUGGCAAUGUUGGAUGCUCAUGAGUCGACUCUUCUCUUGCAUCAAUGCCUGAAGCCUCCUCUUUUCUGAACGAUCUUGACGGUGAAAUGGCACAACACUUGAAGCGGCUAUCGCGUAAGGACCCUACUACCAAGCUCAAAGCUUUGACAUCGCUAUCUCAACUUCUCAAACAGAAAACUGCAAAGGAAAUAGUGCUAAUAAUUCCUCAAUGGGCAUUCAAAUACAGGAAGCUGCUUCUGGACUACAAUAGGGAAGUUUGACGAGCAACUCACAAGACUAUGCCUAAUCUUGUCAAUGCUGUGAGACAGCUUUUUCAGCACAGGAGAAAAGGCUAGAUGCCUUAAUGUUAUAGGCAGCUAAAGUAUUUAUGUAUAUAGAAGAAGAUCUAAAGCUUACCUCGCAAAGUUUGUCAAAUAAAACAAUAGCAUCUCAUGAAUUGGAAGAGAUGCAUCAACAGGUAGUUUCCUCAUCAUUACUGGCAUUGGCAACACUGCUUGAUGUUUUUGCAUCUGGGCAAUUUGGAAGGUCUGAUUCUGACAACAUGAUAGGUGAAUCAAAGCAUGAUGUAAAAGCCAGGGCUAUGACUGUGGCUGUUUCUAGUUCAGAGAAUUUGUUCUCCACUCAUAAAUAUUUUCUAGACUUUCUAAAGUCUCAAAGCCCAGCAAUCCGUUCAGCUGCAUAUUCAGUGCUGAGGAGUUAUAUAAAAAACAUACCUGAUGUUGUAAAUAAAGGUGAUAUGAGAAGUCUAGCUGCGACCAUACUUGGUGCUUUCCAGGAAAUGAAUCCAGCAUGCCAUUCAUCAAUGUGGCAAACAUUGCUAAUCUUUAGUAAAAGAUAUCCAGACGUCUGGAUUACCUUGAAUGUUCAAAGAAUAAUUCUAAGUCGGUUAUGGGAUUUUCUGAAGAAUGGGUGUUUUGGAUCUCAGCAAGUGUCUCACCCAGCACUAGUUUUAUUUUUAGACACAGUUCCUCUAAAAGAAAUUGUAGGAGAGAAAUUUAUCCUUCAAAUUUUCCAGAAUUUGUGGGCAGGGAGAAAGUUGUCUUACUUCUCUAACACUGACCAACUGGCAUUUUUCAUGGGACUGGAAGAAUGUUUCCUUUGGGCUUUAAGAAAUGCUUCUAGAUAUUGUGAUGGAGUAGAAGCCAUUUACAGUUUCCAGCGUACUCUUGUUGAUACGGUAGUAAUAGGUCUUCUGUGGCAUGAGUACCUACUGGCAGCCAGCUCAAAAUUUCAGGACACAUCCUUAUCUGAAACUACUAUCGCUUCAUCCAAGUGUAGUACUGAACCUGUUGAUAAUGAGUCAAGGGAAACAUUUAAUGUCAAAUAUCCAGCAGAUUAUGAGGAAAAUCUUGGGAAAUGCAUCAUCAGAAUCCUUUCAGGGAUCCAUUGCCUGGAACAUGAUCUGCUUUUGGUUUUCUGUUCAACAUUUCAAGGGAAUUGUCUGGAUAUAUUUCGGCAAACAGAGUGCUCUUCUCAAAAUGCAGAAUGGGCUGUCAAAUUUUUAAUUUUACUGGACGAACAUGCUGUACAGAAGGGUGAAUCAUGGCCCUUGGUUAACUUAUUGGGGCCCACGUUGAAAGAGUCUUUCCCAGUCAUCGAAGCAUCUGACUCACCAGAAUUAGUGAGACUUCUUGUGGUUGCUGCUUCGGUAUUUGGGCCUCAGAAGAUUAUUCAAGAACUUAUAUCCAUUGAUUUGCAGACUCGAGAAUUUUUGCAAUAUUUCAACGAGAGGAUUAUUCCCUCGUGCUUGAGAGAAGUUGGUCCUUCUAAUGCAUCUCGAUUAGACCUCUUGCUGGCAUUACUUGAUGAAGAGUGCUUCUCGGAGCAGUGGGAUGCCAUCAUUACGUAUUUAAUAAAUUCAGAACAAGUGGGUGUUAGUCCUGGAACUGUGGACAACAAAAUAUCUAUCUUGGCUAUAUUGAUAGAGAAGGUUAGGGAGAGAACUAGAAAGCAUACUCAUCUGGAAGGAUCCUGCGCGUACGAAUGGCAUCAUGAGCUUCUAGAUUCAGCUGCUCUCUCUAUUAUCCAUUCUUUUCCUCCAUUUAGGAAUUCUGAUGCUCACUUUUUAUUUGCUGUUCUUGGUGGUGGAGUAGAAGAUGAUAAAAUUUCCUUAUUAUCAAGAGAGACAUCGGUUCUUAUAUAUGAAGAAAUAUUUCGAAUGCUGAUGACUUUCAUGAUGGAUUCUAGUUUUGUCUGGGUUAGGAAUAUAUGUUCUUUGUUAAGUCACAGGAGAAAUUAUUCUUCCCGGGGAUUUGAAUCUUCUACUAAUAUGCUUGAGAUGGCUCAAUUUGCCCUGGAUGUUCUAAAUGGUAGUUUCUUUUGUCUGAAGACUAUUAAUGGUGAAACUGAGUUAGUUUCAGGUAUAUUAGCUGCAAUAUUCAUUAUUGACUGGGAACAUAAUAUGUUAACUGUAACCGAGGAUGACCUUGAUGAAAAGCAGAUGGGAGAAAUUGAGCUCAGGUUGAUUUUCUGUGAGGCUAUCCAUACUUUUCGUAGCAAGAUAUGUAAUCAUUUCUUUAAAAGUCUAGGCAUAAAUAAUCGAAACAGCCUGGGAACUGUUUUGGUUGAGUCAAUAAAAUGCAUUAUAUUUCUGGACACUAAAUUAGAGUCUGAUAGAAUCAUAUCUUUAUGCUGCCAAUGGAUGGGUGGCAUUUUUGAAUAUUUCUGUGAAGACCAAUUUGAGGAACAGCAGUUGUUGGAGCAGUUCCUGGCGAAGAAUGAUUGGUGGCCAUUGUGGAUCAUGCCAGAUAAUCAUUUAGGAUACAGCUUUAAAGCUGAAAAUAGUUCUCUCAAUGCAUCCAAAAACACCCUGUUUGUUGCUUUGGUUGACAAACUAAUUUCCAAAAUUGGAUUUGCACAAGUUAUUGCUGCUGCUACCUCUCCAUCUUUAACUGGGGAGCCUAUUAAAGACCUAACAAGAAAUAAUCUGUAUUCUACUCGAGCCUGGUUUGCUGCUGAAAUUUUAUGUACAUGGAAAUUGGUUGGUGGUAGUGCUUUGCACUCUUUUCUGCCUUCUCUCAGUGAAUAUGUGAAGCAUUCUUCUGAAUACUGCCUUCUGGAUUCCAUUGUCAGGAUUCUGCUUGAUGGUGCUCUUGUCCACGGAGCUGGUAGUGGGUUAUGUCCCUUAUGGCCUGCUUCAUACGAUGAGAUGCAGGGCAUUGAUGAACCAUUUUUGAGAGCUCUUUUAUCAUUAUUGUUGACUCUUUUUCAAGAUGAUAUAUGGGAGAAGGGCAAAUCUCUAUCGCUCUUUAAUGUGCUUCUAGAUAAGCUCUACAUUGGUGAUACAACGAACUUGAAUUGUUUGAGGAUUCUUUCUUCUGUUAUGAGCAUACUUAUAAGACCCUUAAGCAUCAGAUUGGUAGACUCCAGUGUGAGUGAUGAGUGUGAUUAUUACAGCAAAAGCAAAUUUCACGAUUCAACAGUAGAUUGGCUCGAGAGAACCGUAUCUUUCCCUCCAUUGAAUACAUGGCAAACUGGAGAAGAUAUGGAGGAUUUCUUUCGGCUGGUUAUAUCCUGUUUCCCUAUUAAUGCAACAGAACAAUUGCAAAGGUUAAAACCAAAGAGAUAUAUCAGUCCUAUGGAGAAAGAACUUCUGUACAAGUUAUUUGAGAAGCAGAUACAACAUGCUGGUGCAUCAGCUGUAGUAAGCAAGCUGCCAUUGGUUCAGAGGUUGUUGUCAAAGUUAUGGUUGUUUCAGUUGCUUAUUGCUGGGAGGAAUUCAAUGAAGAUGAUUGGAAUUUUGUUUUAAUUCGGUCAAGAUUUUGGCUUGAGUCAACUGUUGUUAUGAUGGAGGAAGUUGCUGAAAAUGUGAAUGAUGCUGUGUCAAACAGUUCUAGUUCCGAUGAUAUGACAGAUACUCUAAAGAAGCUUAAGAUUGCUGUUUCAACCAUAGACCCUUUUUCCCGUAAAAAUUGCAACAAAUGCACUUAUUGCCUUCUCUCUAUUUUGUGGCCUCGUGGGAUUCCAAAAGAAAGAGUAUGCUGAAAAUUCAAACCCUUUGAAGAUUGAGAGGUGGGAGGUCAUCAACAAUCGAAUUCUAGAUGGUAUUCUUUGUUUAUUUUUCUAUACUGGUGUUGCUGAGGCCAUUGCAAAUUCGUAUUGCCAUGAGGCUUCAUCUGUUGUUGCAUCAUCUCGCCUGGAUCAUCCUCACUUUUGGGAGUUAGUAGCUUCAAGAGCUAAUGAGUCUAGUUCACAUGCAAGAGACAAAGCUGUGAAAUCAAUAGAGAUUUGGGGACUAAGUAAAGGGCCCAUAAGCUCUUUGUAUGCUUUACUCUCCUCUUGCAAACCGCUUCCUCCUCUGCAGUACGUGGCUUUUGUUAUUCUUUCGGCCGAACCUGUGAUGCACUCAGCUUUUAAAUGUGACACUGCUAGUUUGGGUGAAGGGUGAUAUGUCUAACAACGAGGAUCCUCACAAUCCUGAUAUUUCUUCUAAAGGAAAUUUUCAUUCAAGGGAAGAAAUUUCUCACGUGCUUGAAAUGUUUCUAGAGGAGGUUUUUGAAAUAGAUUUAGUGGCAAAUGAAUGGGUGAACAUAUUUCUUGCUUGGUCUUUGUUUCUGUCACAUCUAGGAUCCUUGCCAUCAACUUCUUCUGAAAGAGAGAAUGGUUCAGUAUGUGCAAGACUCUGCCAAUUCGGUAAUACUGGAUUGCCUUCUCCAACAUAUUCAAUUGGAAUUGUACGUGGUGCCAGGCUCAAGAAGGAAAGAUGUAGAACUUCCAGCAACAGUAACUGAAGCAGCCACAGCUGCUACACAUGCCAUCAGGACCAGAUCAGUAUUGUUUUGCAUAGAGUCACUUUGGCCUGUUGGAACAGAGAAAAUGGCCUCAUUUGCUGGUGGAAUAUUUGGUUUGAUGCUUCAUAUUCUUCCUGCCUAUGUCCGAGGAUGGUUUAGUGACAUACGAAAUCGUUCUAUUUCAUCUUCUGUUGAAUCUUUCACGAAAGCAUGGUGUAGCCCAACACUUAAUACAAAUGAAUUAUCUCAGGUGUGUGUGACAUGAUUCCUGUUUGCUGUUGAUUCCAGUUUAAUUCCACUUGACAUGUUUUUUUGACUCCAUAAAAUGUCAUGGAAACAGCCUCCAUGCUUGCAAGGGUAAGCUUCAUGAAUAUAAUCCCCAUCAACCCAUAGCGUCUUGAGCAUUAAGCAUUGGACAUUGGUUCUCUCUUUAUGUAGAAAUAGGUAGAUGAAAAGCCUGCUAGAGAUAAUGUGCACCUUAAAUAUCAUGUAAGAUUGGAGAUGUUUGUUUCAAUGCUUCACUGUCUUCUGUGUUAUUUUCUUCAAAGUUUAUCAAUCUAUCAAAUUAAUGAUCGAAGGCAAAGGGAAGCUUGGUUACCUCAUCGGCGAGACCAAGAAACCAACAAAGACCACUCUUCAAAAAUGGAAAUUGGAAAAUUCAUUGAUAACUGCCUAGCUCGUUAAUUCCACAAUUUUGUCCAUAGGUAAAACUUACCUAUUCCUACGGAUGGUGGAGGAAGUCGCGAAGGCAGUGAAGGAGACAUACUUCGAUGGAGAAAAUGCCUCACAAAUCUUCGAGAUAAAGACUCGAUUGUGGCAAACCAAACAAGGGGAGAGAGAGAGGUUAUAGAUUAUUUCCUUGAGAUGACAAACUUGUGGCAAGAACUCGACCUCAUUCUUAGGAAGAAUGGGAAUGUAUCAGUGACUGUGUACGCUCUAAAAGGGGUAGAGAACGAAAGGGUUUUUGAGUUUCUAGCAGGCCUCAACCGCGAUUUGGAUGAUGUUAGGGAAAGAAUACUAGGCGGGCAACCAUUACGAACUACAUGAGAAGUGUUUGCAGCAAUUAGAAGAGAAGAAAAUCGUAGAAAAAUCAUGUUAAAGGCCAACGACAAUGAAACUGCUGUGGAGAUAACAAUGAUUUCAAUGAAAUGGAUUUGGUGGGCAGAAAAGGAAUGAGAAACCCACUACUGAAUC
This is a messenger RNA of Olea europaea var. sylvestris, 6349 nucleotides long. RefSeq names its product E3 ubiquitin-protein ligase listerin-like. Gene Ontology annotation, biological process: ribosome-associated ubiquitin-dependent protein catabolic process; rescue of stalled cytosolic ribosome. The record is from RefSeq and is a predicted model, not a curated record. Gene Ontology annotation, molecular function: ribosomal large subunit binding; ubiquitin protein ligase activity. Bases 793 to 4173 code for a protein of 1126 amino acids. Lineage: Eukaryota; Viridiplantae; Streptophyta; Magnoliopsida; Lamiales; Oleaceae. Gene Ontology annotation, cellular component: cytosol; RQC complex. The transcript has 13 exons.